CUAGGGUUUCGGCCAUUGAAGUUGCUGAUUGCAACCAAUAUAUAUACAUCGCUGAAAAACGAGGGCUAAAACCUUGCAGAUUUUGAAGCAUCCUCGCGCCGAUUAGGUCUACCUUCUCAUCCCGGAGAUCCGAAGGCGUUAACCAUGGCGGAUGUGGAAGCCGAUGUUCCAGUGGCUGGACAACAGCCAAAGAAGAGGACAUUCAAAAAGUUUAGCUUCCGUGGUGUCGAUUUGGAUGCUCUGCUCGACAUGUCCACUGAUGAACUCGUCAAGCUCUUCACUGCCCGUGCACGCAGAAGGUUUCGUAGGGGUUUGACAAGGAAGCCAAUGGCCCUUAUCAAGAAGCUCCGCAAAGCGAAAAGGGAAGCACCUCCUGGUGAGAAGCCAGAGCCUGUCCGAACUCACCUUCGGAAUAUGAUCAUUGUGCCAGAGAUGAUCGGAAGCAUUAUUGGUGUUUACAAUGGGAAAACCUUCAACCAAGUUGAAAUCAAGCCAGAGAUGAUCGGCCAUUACCUAGCAGAGUUCUCCAUUUCAUACAAGCCUGUCAAGCACGGUAGGCCCGGUAUUGGUGCUACCCACUCUUCAAGGUUCAUUCCUCUCAAGUGAAAAUCAGAGUCAACUUCUUGCUCGCUUAGUUUUGUUAUAUUUUUACGAGAAACAUGGAUGUUGAUCAGCUUUUGUUCCUAGUUUUUGCCCAUUUUUCUGUGCUUGAUAUCUGAUUAGUACGAUGGAGGCUGUAGUUUUUUGAAUCUCGUGUUACCUUUUAAAAUUUUAUUCCGCUUGUUUAAUCGAAAUGUAGACUUGGCUGCGUAGUUUGGUAUUCA
Molecule: messenger RNA, 824 nt
Organism: Benincasa hispida (wax gourd)
Lineage: Eukaryota; Viridiplantae; Streptophyta; Magnoliopsida; Cucurbitales; Cucurbitaceae
Product: small ribosomal subunit protein uS19x-like
Biological process (GO): translation; ribosomal small subunit assembly
Cellular component (GO): ribosome; cytosolic small ribosomal subunit
Molecular function (GO): RNA binding; structural constituent of ribosome
Source: RefSeq, a predicted model, not a curated record